This is a messenger RNA of Striga hermonthica, 431 nucleotides long. NCBI's taxonomy places the organism in Eukaryota, Viridiplantae, Streptophyta, Magnoliopsida, Lamiales, Orobanchaceae. The record is from the annotation of a GenBank genome assembly.
AUGAAUCAAAACCUCAUGGUUAAUGUGGAUCUAGCUGAAUUCAAAGAAGCUCUCUUCAACAUCAAUCCAAACAAUGCCCCAGGUAUGGACGGUAUGACCUCAGCCUUUUUCCAACAUUUCUGGGACCUAAUUCAUAUUAAUCUCUUUCAGCUUGUUAACAGUUUCUUUGAAUCAGGGCAAUUGCUUAUAAGUCUCAACCAUACUCUGAUCACCCUUAUUCCCAAAACCCAAAGACCUGAAAAGCUCACCCACUUCAGACCCAUUAGCCUCUGCAGUCUCCUGGCUUCUUAUAACCAGAUUACAGGUCAACAAAUAAACUUGCAUAAAUCCUCAAUUUACUUUAGUAAAAAUACCCCUUCUGCAUCCAAACACUCCAUCAGCCAGAUUCUCCUUGGUAUUCAAAUCCAAACAAACAGCAAAUACCUAGGCUU